This is a messenger RNA of Peromyscus eremicus (cactus mouse), 674 nucleotides long. Its product is annotated as NADH dehydrogenase [ubiquinone] iron-sulfur protein 8, mitochondrial-like. The record is from RefSeq and is a predicted model, not a curated record. Gene Ontology annotation, molecular function: NADH dehydrogenase activity; 4 iron, 4 sulfur cluster binding. Bases 21 to 653 code for a protein of 210 amino acids. The transcript has a single exon. Lineage: Eukaryota; Metazoa; Chordata; Mammalia; Rodentia; Cricetidae. Gene Ontology annotation, biological process: mitochondrial respiratory chain complex I assembly; mitochondrial electron transport, NADH to ubiquinone. Gene Ontology annotation, cellular component: membrane.
AGGAGCCGGCGCACCUCAAGAUGUACGGUCUAACCUCAGUCGUGCUACCACGAGCCUUGGCCCAGGCCGUGCGCACAGGAUAUCUCAAUGGCCGAAGCCUCCAUAGCAGUGCAGUGGCAGCAACCUACAAGUACGUGAAUGUAUCAGAGUUAGAGAUGGACAUGAAGUCCGUGACUGACCGUGCAGCUCAGACUCUGUUGUGGACAGAACUCUUUCGAGGACUGGGUAUGACCCUGAGCUACCUCUUUCGGGAGCCUGCCACCAUCAACUACCCAUUUGAGAAGGGCCCACUGAGUCCACGCUUCCGUGGGGAGCACGCAUUGAGCCGCUACCCAUCCGGGGAGGAACGCUGCAUUGCCUGCAAGCUCUGUGAGGCCAUCUGUCCUGCACAGGCCAUCACCAUCAAGGCUGAGCCAAGAGCCGAUGGCAGCCACCGGACCACACGCUAUGACAUCGGCAUGACCAAGUGUAUCUACUGCGGUUUCUGCCAGGAGGCCUGCCCUGUUGACGCCAUCGUGGAGGGCCCCAACUUUGAGUUCUCCACCGAGACUCAUGAGGAGUUGCUGUACAACAAGGAAAAGUUGUUGAAUAAUGGGGACAUGUGGGAGGCUGAGAUCUCCGCCAACAUCCAGGCUGACUACCUGUACCGGUGACCUGGCCACUUGGCUCGGUCC